AAACCCUAAACGACAUAAAGCCUACCGUUUUGCCAAAACCCUAAAAGAAUUUUUGCCUGAAAAACAGCCGCUGCACCGUUUCUCUUCCGCGAGUAUGAAUGUGUAACACACAGAAUAAUAAUAGGUGAACCCCAAACCCCAAAAAUCUUCUUCAUUUUUUUUUUCUCCGAAAAACAACGAAACCAUCUUCUUUUUUAUAACAAAUAGAAUAGUAGGUUGAAGAAAUUCCUAUAUUUCUAAUAUCAAAUCCAAGCAAAAAUGGUGAAGAGGAGCAAAAAGAGUAAGAGUAAGAGGGUUCCAUUGAGGAAGAAGUACAAGAUCAUAAGGAAGGUGAAGGAGCACCACAAGAAGAAAGCCAAGGAGGCCAAGAAGCUUGGUUUCAGCGGCAAGCGCAAGGUCGAGAAAGAUCCUGGUAUCCCCAAUGACUGGCCUUUCAAGGAACAGGAGCUCAAGGCCCUCGAAGCUCGCCGAGCUCGUGCUCUUGAGGAAUUGGAGCAAAAGAAAGCCGCCCGCAAGGAGAGGGCGCAAAAGAGGAAAUUGGGAUUGUUAGAGGAUGAUGAUAUCCCUAAACUGUCUGAAAAAGAUGAGGAAAAGGGUAAUGAGGAUUAUGCUGGAUUCGUGAAAAGCCGAGACAACUCAGAUAGGGCUUUCUACAAGGAGUUAGUGAAAGUUAUAGAAGCAUCUGAUGUCAUUUUGGAAGUACUUGAUGCUCGGGAUCCCUUGGGUACACGAUGUAUGGAUAUGGAAAAGUUGGUGAUGAAAUCAGGUCCUGAUAAGCAUCUUGUGUUGCUGCUAAAUAAAAUUGAUCUGGUCCCGAGAGAAGCUGCUGAGAAGUGGCUCAAUUAUCUUAGAGAAGAAUUACCAGCUGUUGCUUUCAAGUGCAGCACUCAAGAGCAGAGAUCAAAUUUAGGGUGGAAAUCUUCCUCGAAGGCAGCGAAGACCAGUAACCUUCUGCAGACAAGUGAUUGUCUUGGAGCCGAGACGCUUAUCAAAUUGUUAAAGAAUUACUCAAGAAGCCAUGAGAUCAAGAAGUCAAUUACAGUCGGUGUUAUUGGCCUGCCCAAUGUUGGUAAGAGUAGUCUCAUUAAUAGCUUGAAGAGGUGUCAUGUGGUCAAUGUUGGUGCUACUCCUGGAUUAACCAGAUCAAUGCAAGAAGUUCAGUUAGACAAGAAUGUCAAACUGUUGGAUUGCCCUGGUGUUGUAAUGCUAAAGUCUAGAGAGAAUGAUGCGUCGAUAGCUCUUCGGAAUUGCAAAAGAAUUGAAAAGUUAGAUGACCCAAUUCUUCCAGUGAAGGAAAUUCUUAAGCUUUGCCCAGCAAGGAUAUUGGUAACCCUUUACAAGCUCCCAAGCUUUGAUUCUGUUGAUGACUUUCUGCAGAAGGUGGCUACCCUUAGGGGUAAGCUUAAAAAGGGUGGUAUUGUAGAUAUUGAAGCUGCAGCUAGAAUUGUUCUGCACGACUGGAACGAGGGUAAAAUUCCAUAUUACACUAUGCCCCCAAAUAGGGAUCAAGGAGAACCUGAAGAAGCAAGGAUUGUUUCACAGCUUGGAAAGGAGUUUAAUAUUGAUGAAAUUUACAAUGGAGAAUCAUCAUUCAUUGGAAGCCUCAAGUCCAUUAAUGAUUUCCAGCCUGUUGAAGUUGCCCCUGGCCAACCUCUCAAAUUUGACGAAGCCAUGUUAGAGGAUAAUAAGACAGAGCAAGGAACUUCAACUCAAGGUGACAAAAGUCUCAGCAAUGUGGAUGAUGACCACAUUGACGAUGAUCAGUCAAUGCUAGGAGAAGAAAAUGAUGGUGGCAAGGCCAAGGGGAAGACAGCUAAUAGCAGGCAAAAUGAGAAGCUGUAUGAUGCAGAAGGUAUACUGAAUACAAAAAUGAAGAGAGCAGAGAAAAAGAGACGGAAAAAGGCUAGUAAAUCAUCCUCAGUGGAUGCCAUGGAUGAUGACUAUGACUUUAAGGUGGAUUUCGUGAAGAAGGGAUCUGCCAUGGAUGUCAGUGAUGAGAGUGAAGAUGAUAAUUAAAUUACUGGUAAAAAAUGCCUAUAAUUGGCAAUAAGGUGCCUCUAGAUUCCUUGUAUUUCACUUAUCAAGUUGUCAAUUUCUUUAAUCAAAUGUUUAGAUAUAUAUAUAUAUAUAUAUAUAUUCAAUUGUUAUUUUUAA
This is a messenger RNA of Ziziphus jujuba (common jujube), 2154 nucleotides long. RefSeq names its product guanine nucleotide-binding protein-like NSN1. The coding region runs from base 259 to 2016 and encodes 585 amino acids. The transcript is spliced from 9 exons. Gene Ontology annotation, cellular component: nucleolus. Lineage: Eukaryota; Viridiplantae; Streptophyta; Magnoliopsida; Rosales; Rhamnaceae. The record is from RefSeq and is a predicted model, not a curated record. Gene Ontology annotation, molecular function: GTP binding.